Rhinolophus ferrumequinum (greater horseshoe bat) is the source of this 2990-nucleotide messenger RNA. It is a transcript of the gene RXFP1, whose product is annotated as relaxin family peptide receptor 1. The record is from RefSeq and is a predicted model, not a curated record. Lineage: Eukaryota; Metazoa; Chordata; Mammalia; Chiroptera; Rhinolophidae. Gene Ontology annotation, cellular component: membrane. Gene Ontology annotation, biological process: G protein-coupled receptor signaling pathway. The coding region runs from base 240 to 2516 and encodes 758 amino acids. Gene Ontology annotation, molecular function: G protein-coupled receptor activity; protein binding. The transcript is spliced from 19 exons.
AGAGAAGGAGGGUGGGAAGGAGAGAGUCUGAGAGACAGGAGAGAGGGAAAGGAAGAAGAAAAGAAGAGGGAAUGGAAAGAGAGAGGGAGAGGAAAUAAGAGAGAAAGGAGGGAGGACUGCUUUAUAGCUGCUAAGAUUGCAGACAGAAAUAGCACACAACCACCGUGAGCUUCAUGCGACUCAGAAACCAAGACUAAAUUAUAUUCACUUUUCUUAAUCAGUUGCUCAGAAAGAAGGAAAUGACAGCUGGUCCUGUCCUCUUCUACCUCUUGAUUUUUGGAAAAUAUUUUUCUCAUGGGAGUGGACAGGAUGUCAAUUGCUCCCUUGGCUAUUUCCCCUGUGGGAAUAUCACCAAGUGCUUGCCACAGCUUCUCCAUUGUAAUGGUGUGGACGACUGUGGGAACCAAGCCGAUGAGAACAACUGUGGAGACAACAAUGGAUGGUCUUUGCAACUUGACAAAUACUUGACCUAUAACUACACAAUGACUUUCCCAUAUUCCUUUGAUGCAGAAACAUCAGAAUGCCUGGUCGGUUCUGUGCCCAUGCAAUGUCUUUGCCGAGGCUUAGAGCUUGGCUGUGAUGAGACCAAAUUACGAGCUGUUCCAUCAGUUUCUUCAAAUGUGACUGUAAUGUCACUUCAGUGGAAUUUACUAAGAAAACUUCCUCCUAACGGCUUUGAGAAGUACCAUGAUCUUCAGAAACUGUGCCUGCAAAACAAUAAGAUUAGAUCCAUAUCCAUUUACGCUUUCCGAGGACUGUACAAUCUUACUAAACUGUAUCUCAGUGAUAACAGAAUAACAUUCUUGAAACCGGGUGUUUUUGAAGAUCUCCACAAAUUAGAAUGGCUGAUAAUCGAAGAUAAUCAUCUCAGUCGAAUUUCCCCACUAACGUUUUAUGGACUAAAUUCUCUCAUUCUCUUAGCACUGAUGAAUAACGUCCUCACCCGUUUGCCUGAUAAACCCCUCUGUCAGCACAUGCCAAGACUGCAUUGGCUGGACUUUGAAGGCAACCAUAUCCAUAAUUUAAGAAAUUUGACUUUUAUUUCCUGCAGUGGUUUAACUACUUUAGUAAUGAAGAGAAACAAAAUUAAUCACAUAAAGGAAAAUGCUUUUGCACCUCUCCAGAAACUACAUGAAUUGGAUUUAGGAAGUAAUAAGAUUGAAAAUCUUUCACCGCAUGUAUUUAAGAAUCUGAAGGAGCUCUCAAAAUUGAAUCUUUCCUAUAACCCAAUCCAGAAAAUUCAAGCAAAUCAAUUUGAUUAUCUUAUUAAACUCAACUCUCUCAGCCUAGAAGGAAUUGAAAUUUCAAAUAUCCAACAGAGGAUGUUCAGACCUCUUCUGAAUCUCUCUCACAUCUAUUUUAAGAAAUUCCAGUACUGUGGAUAUGCACCCCAUGUCCGCAGCUGUAAACCAAACACUGAUGGAAUCUCGUCUCUAGAGAAUCUCUUGGCAAACGUCAUUCAGAGAGUGUUCGUCUGGGUUGUGUCUUCAGUUACUUGCUUUGGAAACAUCUUUGUCAUUUGCAUGCGACCUUAUAUCAGGUCUGAGAACAAGCUGCAUGCCAUGUCAAUCAUGUCUCUCUGCUGUGCCGACUGCCUAAUGGGAAUAUAUUUAUUUGUGAUUGGAGCCUUUGACCUAAAGUUUCGUGGAGAAUACAAUAAGCAUGCACAGCUGUGGAUGGAGAGUGUUCAUUGUCAGCUUGUGGGAUCGUUGGCCAUUUUGUCCACCGAAGUAUCAGUAUUACUUUUAACAUUUCUGACAUUGGAAAAAUAUAUCUGCAUUGUGUAUCCUUUUAGAUGUUUAAGGCCUAGAAAGUGCAGAACAAUCACAGUUCUGAUUCUCAUUUGGAUUAUUGGGUUUAUAGUAGCUUUUGUUCCAUUGAGCAAUAAGGAAAUUUUCAAAAACUACUAUGGCACCAAUGGAGUAUGUUUUCCUCUUCAUUCAGAAGAUACAGAAAGUAUCGGAGCCCAGAUUUAUUCAGUGGCAAUUUUUCUUGGUGUUAACUUGGCGGCAUUUAUCAUCAUAGUUUUUUCCUAUGGAAGCAUGUUUUAUAGUGUUCAUCAAAGUGCCAUAACAGCAACUGAAAUACGGAAUCAAAUUAAAAAAGAAAUGAUUCUUGCCAAACGGUUCUUCUUUAUUGUAUUUACCGAUGCAUUAUGCUGGAUACCCAUUUUUGUACUGAAAUUUCUUUCACUGCUUCAGGUAGAAAUACCAGGUACCAUAACCUCUUGGGUCGUGAUUUUUAUUCUGCCUAUCAACAGUGCUUUGAACCCAAUUCUCUAUACUCUGACCACAAGACCAUUCAAAGAAAUGAUCCAUAAGCUUUGGUAUAACUACAGACAAAGACCUAUUGACAGCAAAGGAAGUCAGAAAACAUAUGCUCCGUCAUCAUUCAUCUGGGUAGAAAUGUGGCCACUGCAGGAGAUGCCACCUAAGUUAAUGAAGCCAGCUUUUUUCACAGACCCCUAUGAUUUGUCACUAAUUUCUCAAUCAACCAGACUCAAUUCCUACUCAUAACUGACUUGGAACCCCAUUUCUACAGAGAAUGCUGUGGAAUGCUUCGUGAUGGAUUUUAUUAGUAUAAAAGGAAUGUCACAAAAUUAAUUUAUAAUAAUGGCUAACAUAAAUUAGCUCACAAAGACAUGAAGUUAUUUGGGGAAAAUCAAAGUAACUGAUGCCCAUAUAAAAGGAAAUAAAUUAUAUUGAUAAUGUGGAUAUACUAGCACAUAUUUUGCAUAGGAAAUUAAGAGAAAUCUAUAUCAGAAAGAUUUUUUUUUUUUUUUUGCAUUUAUUGAAUACCCACUAAGUAUAUGGCACUGCAGAAAGUCUUGGAAGUAGACAGCAUAGAACCUUUUCAGUUUUCAAUUGUGUUUAACUACAACAGAAUAUACAAAGUUCAUCUACAGCUCCUAGUUUAAGGUAGAGCUUUGUCUGUCAAGCAUAUCAAUAAGAAUCACGGACACUUUUAAAUGAAGAUUUAGGGUUUAGGAA